UACAUCAUUUCACCACAGAAAUACACCCAAAUAUAGUGACUUUUGGUUGAGGAUUUUUUCGAAUUAAAAUGAUGAAGAACUUCCCUCAAACCACUGAUGAAUAACAUAGGACAGUAGCUUUCUAAAUUUGAACAAUGGGAGAGUAUUCACGUUACGCCAUCUCUCAGCAAACCGCAGGAAUGUGGUUGUAGGCCCAAUAGACAAUUUAUUUUUAACAUAAAAUAAUUGCUCGGAAUUAUAUUCUUCGUUUAUAUUUUUUAAACGCCGACAAAAAUAACGGUACAUUUUCAUCUUUAUUAUGAAAAUUUUGGCAGUUUUAUUUUUUGGUUAGCUAAACCGUGAUUUCUACCCACAAACCAAAUCUACCGAUAUUCUUAUCAGCGUUGCUAACAGGUGUUCACCUAUUUAAACUUGUAUGUAAGCGAACAUGCUGCAACUGUGUCUUCUUCUAAUGAAGAACCGCAAAUUUUCAGAACAAGUUUGCUGGUCCUUGCGAUCAGAUGCGCUGCGCUCGCUUGGAGUUGAAGCGAAAAUCGAAGGAAAACGCUUGCAAAAUGCAUAAGCCAGAGUCUUUUACACAGCUUUUCAGCUUAUUAGCAGGAGCACAAUUGCUGCUUAUAGCAGUUAAUAUACGCUUAGCAGUCGCUUGCCACGAGGAUCAGCCUUGUUUAACACCACGAAACCGGCUUGGCAGCUAUGUAACACACGCUAAUUACCUCAAGUUGACCAAGGAGUUGCAACAAUUAUGUUUGGGUGUGUGCAGUUACAAUGGAACAACACAAUUUCUAUGCUGCCCUUCGCUAGAUGUGCCCUCAGACAAAAGAAUAUCGCAAACUCAAUGUGAGCGAGAUCACCGAAAAUUCUCUUUCAUAUUUAUCACAAAUGGCAUGCCUGCGAGGGAAAAUGAAUUUCCGUUUAUGGCCGCCAUAGGUUGGCGCUCUACCUUUGGCAGCAGUGACAUAACAUACAGAUGUGGUGGUGCUUUGAUCACCAGUCGGCACUUGCUAACUGCGGCGCAUUGCCUUUACCAUUCGGAUGAACCGCCAAUUGUGGUGCGCCCAGGUGGUUUCGAUUUAGAUGAUACUGAGGCGAGGGACAUUGAAAUCGAUCAAAUCCACAUGCACCCAGGGUAUCAAUAUCCGGGUGUUUACAAUGACAUUGCAAUUCUACUGUUGAAAGAGGAAUACUACGCCGGCAGAUCCGUUAACUCUGGACCAGCAUGCUUGUGGGCAAAACCAUUGCAGGCUGCAAAUGUUACGGCUAUCGGUUAUGGUAAUACACAAUUCGCCGGUUUAUCAUCGUCAAAAUUAAUGAAGGCCGAGCUGAGUAUUCUACCAAAUCAAAAAUGCGCCGAAUAUUAUGAAGAAGACGGCAUUAUAUUCUCGCAAUUGUGUGCAAAUGACCCGAUAAAAAGGGGUGAUACGUGUCAGGGUGACUCCGGCGGCCCUAUUAUAAUGUACCGUAAUAUCGGCAAGAAUUAUUUUAAUGUGCCCUACAUAGUUGGUAUCACCUCUUUCGGCAUUGGUUGCGGCACUGGAGCGCCAGGCGUGUACACGCGCGUCGCCAGUUAUAUAGACUGGAUUGAGAAAGUUGUCUACUAUUAAAUGUGCUUCGUUUUGGUAUUGUAAGAGAAUAAAUAUUGCAUUUUAAAUUGUACGAAAACUUUGUUAUUAUAAGAGAAUAAAUAUAUUAAUAUAUACAUAAAAAUAAAUAUA
This is a messenger RNA of Bactrocera dorsalis (oriental fruit fly), 1715 nucleotides long. Its product is annotated as serine protease snake. Lineage: Eukaryota; Metazoa; Arthropoda; Insecta; Diptera; Tephritidae. Gene Ontology annotation, molecular function: serine-type endopeptidase activity. Gene Ontology annotation, biological process: proteolysis. The transcript is spliced from 8 exons. The record is from RefSeq and is a predicted model, not a curated record. Bases 501 to 1604 code for a protein of 367 amino acids.